This is a messenger RNA of Mytilinidion resinicola, 1593 nucleotides long. Its product is annotated as glycoside hydrolase family 71 protein. NCBI's taxonomy places the organism in Eukaryota, Fungi, Ascomycota, Dothideomycetes, Mytilinidiales, Mytilinidiaceae. The transcript has 3 exons. The record is from RefSeq and is a predicted model, not a curated record. Gene Ontology annotation, molecular function: glucan endo-1,3-alpha-glucosidase activity. Bases 1 to 1362 code for a protein of 453 amino acids.
AUGCAUUCUUUAGCGUCUGUCAUCCUUUUGGUUAGCGCCGGUGCUCGGGCAGUGCAUGGCGCAACCGUCUUCGCUCAUUUCAUGGUACAAAAUUCAUAUAGUUAUUCGCAGACAGAAUGGGAGACAGACAUCAAAUCGGCCAAACAAAUUGGAAUCGACGGAUUUGGAUGGCAAGCUGAUCGUAUCGAUGAUGCCUUCACCGUCGCGGAAGCGCAGGGCUUCAAGAUUAUGUACUCCUUCGACAUGAACUACGCAUCUGGACAGGAUGAUUGCCCUACUGGAGUUGCGUGGAACACAUCCUACAUGGUGGAUAGAAUCUCAAAGCACGCGACAAGUGACGCAGCCUUCAAGUGGAACGGCGAUGUCCUGGUGUCCACUUUCGGAGGGGAACUCUACGGAAACGACUUUCUUGCCAGCUUGAAGAGUGCUGCAUCUUCUGCGGGCCACAGUAUAACCCUUGCGCCAGCGCUGGACAAUUACUCAAUGGCAGCACAAUCUGAUCCGCAAACCCAAGCGGCCAAGGUCAUUUCCGACUACCCUUCGGCGGACGGGUUCUUGAACUGGCAGGCCUGGCCUUUGAACGAGCACGCAAAUCUUACGACUGAUGCUGAUAUUGCUUUCAAAUCGGCCUUUUCAAGCGCUGGCAGGACAGGCCCAUACAUCACAGCGGUUUCACCCUGGCAAUUCAAAGACCUGAACGAAUGGGGUAACUGGCUUCAAUAUAGUGACACCCUUUUCGACUACCGAUGGAAGGACGCUAUCAACACGGUGAAGCCAGAUAUCAUUGAGAUUCUCACAUGGAACGACUUCCCCGAAUCCCACUACAUCCGUGAUCUCCCGCCCGCAAGCGAGACUGGCCCAGCAUCUCUGCAACUGGGCGAUGCUGGCAGCUACGUCUAUGGUAUUGAUCACUCUGCCUGGCGGGUCAUUGCACAGUACUACAUCUCUUGGUGGAAAACUGGCAGCGCGCCGGAGGUGACAGAAGACCGUGUCGUUUAUUGGUACCGCAUCCAUCCCAAAGAUGCGAUUUGUUCAGGCGGCACUGUUCCCAGCAACUCAGACUUCCCGACAGAUGCAGUCUUCGUGUGGGCAUUGAUGUCUUCUGAAGCCAACAUUUCGACCACCGUGGGCUCGAACGUUAACUGGGAGUUUAACGCCGACGAGUCUAGCCCGAAGAUGAACAUGAUCCCAUUUCCUACAGAUCUUGGAGAUGGGGUGUAUCCUAUGUUUGGUGUCGUAAGAGAUGGCAUUACUGAUAUGGCUGGGAACGGUACUGUGGCUAUCACCUCGUCCUGUGCUUACCAAAACUUCAACCCGGUGGUUGGACUUGUCGGGGCUGCUUUGAGUCAAAAUAAGUAUUGACAGCGUUAAAAUGCCAUUGGUGGAGUCGUUAAAAGCAGUGGUUGAAACAUGUUCCUACUGUUUCUUGUAGGUAUGGACUUGCAUUAAUUCCAGUUAUUGGUCGAUGCAUACUACCCACUUCUCCGCUCUUCUCUUCUUGUACACAGCUACCUAUGUGCGUACAUAUAUUCUUGUAUUUAUAUCAAUCAAACCUAUGAAGAUUUAUCCAACGUGGGGGUCUUCUAUCUCUGC